UAACAUCCAGGCAAAUCACUGUAUAAAUGGCUCGGGCUAGCUGGAUGCAUGUACCCUGCCUCUAGCUCCCCAGGCCGCUGAGCUUCGAUCCCUCAUCAGCGGCAUGAACUGCCUGCGGUCCCUGCUGAGCCGCUGCUGGCUGCCGUCCCUGCUGCUCUCGGCGCUGCUGGGCCCUCGCCUCGUCGCCGCCUCGUCCAUGCAGGCCCUGCACUGUGCGCCGUGCACGCUGGAGAAGCUGGCCCUCUGCCCGCCCGUCGAGCCCAACUGCCCAGAGACGGCUCGGCAGCCUGGCUGCGGCUGUUGCCAGACCUGCGCCCUUGGGCCGGGCCAGCCGUGCGGGGUCUACACGACCCGCUGUCGCCACGGUCUCCGCUGCCACGUCCCGUCGGGGGAGACCCGGCCCCUCUCUGCCCUCAUCCAGGGCCAAGGAAAGUGCCUGCCCGCCAGCGAGGCUGGAGGGACGCGCUCAGCGGAGCCGGCAGACUCUACUGAGCCUGCGGAUAUACCUUUAGAAAGCACUGAAAUGACACAGGAUCAGAUGCUGAACUAUCAGUUGAUGUUUCCCAUAAACCAGGACAAAUCCAUCUCUUGGAAUGUCAUCACUGUAUAUGAAAACAUGAAAGCAAAGAGAAUAUCUGAAGUCAAGAAAUGGAAAGAACAGGGACCUUGUCAGAAGGAGCUCUAUAGAGCUCUGUAUAAAUUGGCAAAGGCUCAACAGAGAAGUAGAGGGGACAUUUACAAAUUCUAUUUGCCCAACUGUAACAAGAACGGAUUUUACCACAGCAAACAGGAGGAAGUAACUUUAUUUUUUAUUCAAUACCAAGAAUGCCAGCUGCCAGGAACAUGCACAAAACAGUAUUUAUUACAAGAUUCUGAGCUGUCUCAAACUGCCAUGCAACUGCAGAGACUUGUAUAAAUUGGCACAGCGCAUGACAAGGCCAGCCAUGUAUGGAAGUACCCCUUCAAGAUUUAUGUUUGCUGACCCAAUGGGCUGUUGCUAACACCUUUUCUAAAGCUAUUUGAGAGACCCCAGAUAGCACAGGAACUACACACAGCGCAGAAGUUUGUCUUUGCUCUGUACCAACACCUCACUCUAGGUAAGUGAACUUCUAGGAACAAAAACCAGAAAUGUGUAUCUAUAUUUUCAUCGUCCCUUCCCCUCCGCCACCCUUCCAAUUCAAUUCACUGUCUGCCUCAGUGGCAGAGCCAUGACCGAGCAGUAAGGCACUUGAGUAUGUGCUUCCUGUGGAUCCAAUCUACUAUAUGCACACACCAGAGAAAAUAUGCAAGCCACCACCUUUUUGUGAUGGAACUAAUACCUUACAGUCUAAAGACAGGUAAAAGGAACAACUAUCAACUGAACAAUGUAAAUACCAGUCUGUGGUCUUCUGUAAUACCUAGAGAAGAACAAGGACUACAAUACACUUGCGUGUCUUAGUUAAGUGAUAUGCUGUUCUGAAGUAGCUAAGCAUAUGCUUUUAUGGUAUGGCAGCAAAACACAGUUCUAUACUUGCUCCACAGAGGAGCUCAUGUAGCAGUCUGUGGAAUUUCCUAAACAAAUGCAGACUGAGAUUUGAGCACUGCUAUCUGCUAAUUUACAUGCAACAAGACAUGAAUUGACUUUGAGUUCUCAAAACUUCAGAAACAAUCCUCCCUGCAUGGGAGUUAUCACAACCAGCUCUGGAAAAGCUUGGGAGUGUAGAUAAGCUCAGUAGCACACAGCCAAGGUAAUACAACACAGUUCAUUGCUAGACUGAUGGCAGAAGGAAAACUGGUCCCUAUUUCAAACAGUCCACCUGAAGUUGCAAGCUAAUUGCAGAGCUUCAGGAAAUAUCUGAAAGUGUAACAUUGUUUCUAAGAAAGUUGGAAGACAAACAAUGAGGAGAUGCCAUUCCUAAAAUGAGGUGGCCUGCUCUGAGGUUGGCCUAUCAUGAACUGCAUCAGACACUAACACACUUAGCCACUCUCGGUUAAUGCAGCUAAAGAGGCUGACUCAUGUAAACCCAAAUGCGAGAGACAAGAUAGUUCACAAAAUCUGUAGCUUCAACAGAGGUUUGUCUUGAGGAAAAUCUUGCGUCUUUUGAGCUCAAGAAAUUCUGUAAUUGUAUCAAGACAUACAUUCGGAGACAGGUCACGAACUAAACAAUGGAAUUAGAAGAGAUGUGCACUCUAAGCAAACAAUCCGUUGUGUCUUGCACUUCUGCAAGCUCCUGAAUGAGCAUCAAGGGCAGCUCUGGAUGGAGAACGCUGCUGCAGUACAACUAAAGCAUGAAUACCUGCAGCUUAGGUCUGCAUUUGUGAAGAAGGGUCACAACCUCGGAGUCAAAUGCAAAUGGAAAACCAAGGAAGGCCAUCUUUGCUGCAGAGCAACUACUAGAUGUAUCACUUUCAUGAUAACAUGACCUGGAUUUUGGAAGUGAUCUGUGUAGCACAUAAAGGACAGACACAUGUCUUUCUCAAAUUUCAUUUUGUAAUAUAACCCAGUGCAGUUCUUCUAGGAACUUUCAAGCAGCUAUUUACAAUUCAAAGCAUUGAUCUAUUGCAGUCAUAUGGUGACUACAACAUUUAGCUCUGUAGGUUAUUACAGAGACACUGCUUUUUUUAAACUGAAGGGCAUUAAUAUCUAGGACAAUGGUCAACCCAUGUGAGAUUAGGCACAAAGUUUCUCAAAUUAAUCCGUUAUGAACAACAGAAAAUAAAAACACUGUCUCCACUUAACAAGGUUCAACAAUAUCACAUCAGAACCUAAAACCUGAAUUAAACCAGUUCCUCUGUAAAAUGAUACAUAACACACCUUGCUGGCAAAAGCCUUCAGUAGAAGGAUAAGAACAAUGUGGAAAAAGUGAAAUGUAUUCACUGUAAUGAUCAAGACACAGU
Messenger RNA from Numida meleagris (helmeted guineafowl), 2877 nucleotides. It is a transcript of the gene IGFBP1, whose product is annotated as insulin like growth factor binding protein 1. Gene Ontology annotation, molecular function: insulin-like growth factor II binding; insulin-like growth factor I binding. Bases 104 to 916 code for a protein of 270 amino acids. The record is from RefSeq and is a predicted model, not a curated record. The transcript has 5 exons. NCBI's taxonomy places the organism in Eukaryota, Metazoa, Chordata, Aves, Galliformes, Numididae. Gene Ontology annotation, biological process: regulation of insulin-like growth factor receptor signaling pathway. Gene Ontology annotation, cellular component: extracellular region.